Messenger RNA from Medioppia subpectinata, 531 nucleotides. Lineage: Eukaryota; Metazoa; Arthropoda; Arachnida; Sarcoptiformes; Oppiidae. The record is from the annotation of a GenBank genome assembly.
AUACCGUUUAUAAAACAGGCGCUGAAAGUGAGUCCACAUAAACUGCGACUCUUCGGCAGCCCCUGGAGUCCUCCCGCGUGGAUGAAGACUAACCAUAGGCUCAACGAAAGCGGUUAUAUAAGGGGCGAUCAGUACUACCAGUCGUGGGCCAACUAUUUUGUCAAAUUUCUGGACGCAUACAAAUCACAUGACAUACCCGUAUGGGGACUGACCGUAGAGAACGAGCCUUUGGCGGGAUUACAACCGCACUAUGCGUUCAAUUGUCUCAACUUCACGGGACCGGCGGAACGGGAUUUCGUAAAACUAAACUUAGGCCCAACCCUAGCGAAGGCCGGGUAUACACCGGAUGUGCUAAAACUCAUGGUAUUUGACGACAACUCAAACUUUUUGGCAGAUUUUGUGAAACCAAUUUUGACCGAUAAAGAGGCGGCAAAAUACGUGUCCGGUAUUGCCUAUCACUGGUAUAAUAAUAACCCGAUGGGAGGCUUUCCCGACCCGUUCCUCACCGAAGUUCACAACACUUAUCCCAAU